This is a messenger RNA of Zerene cesonia (dogface butterfly), 3466 nucleotides long. Its product is annotated as hemocyte protein-glutamine gamma-glutamyltransferase-like. Gene Ontology annotation, biological process: peptide cross-linking. Lineage: Eukaryota; Metazoa; Arthropoda; Insecta; Lepidoptera; Pieridae. The coding region runs from base 45 to 2942 and encodes 965 amino acids. The record is from RefSeq and is a predicted model, not a curated record. The transcript is spliced from 9 exons. Gene Ontology annotation, molecular function: protein-glutamine gamma-glutamyltransferase activity.
CAGAGCAAGCAUUGUUUGGGUGAAUAUAAAAUUUGAUAGUGAAUAUGGCGGCUGUAGAAAAACCUAUCGUAGAUAAAAUGUCAGCAAGUAUGACUUCUAGUAUCACUGGAAUGGGACUUGGUGGAAUAACUGGACUUGCAACUGCUCUAAGUACACUGAGCUGUCACUGUGAGCAACCAAUUACAAUUUGUGGAAUGCCGACAAAUUAUGUACCAGGCUUAUCGGCGAAUUACAAUAUUUCAAGCUUUUGUCAGCGUCCCGGUCAAACUCGACGUUGGCCUAUGCAGCGAGCUGGUCCAACUGCUCAGUUUAAACCUGGUCGUUCCCACAGCACAGGGGCUCUACAUCGAUUAAAUCAUUCAUCGAGAAAUAGCCCUAAUACGCAAUACAUUCAUAAUUUGAUAUGUAAAUUGGCUGACCAAAAUGAACGCCGUCGCCGUCAAGAUGCUAUGGAAAUGAUACCUCAAAGUUUUUACGAUCAGCAACCUCUCAAGGUAGAGCUUACCGAAUUUUAUUCAAGGGAUAAUGCAAAAGAGCAUCAUACGGAGCAGUAUGAUUUAGUUAAUGAUAACAUAUUUCCGAAUCCUAUUCUAAGACGUGGUCAGAAAUUCCUUUUUGCUGUACGUUUUGAUAGAAUUUCUGACAAACAGCAGGAUGUUAUUCAUGUUGUAUUUUGUUGCGGUCCUAAACCCAACGUGACAAAAGGAACUCGAGUGAUUUUACCAGUGCAAUGGAACACGCAGCCAUGUUUAUUUCAAUUCCCUCGUGAUGUUAUUGGUUCUGGAAUAGGAAUGAGCGUCGGUCUUCCGCGAAUCCAAGACGCGAGCACAUUAACCACAACAGUAGGCACAACUGUUACAAUGAGUCCUGUCAGUACCGUAAGGGAUACGUCCACAUAUGGUGUACGUCGUAGUUCUUUUGGUAACGAACCGGCUCCUGCUCAGCCAAGUCCUCUCAGCCCACAUGGCACUAUUGAGAGGCCAGUUAUUGAUCGUUUUAGCGCUGUAACUCCUCCGCCACCCACGUAUGGUCGCAGUGUUGGAACGCAGCAAGGCUGUACGCAAAAUCCUACAAAUUUCAUUUCCGAGUCUGAUAAAUGGGACAUAAGUAUCCAUCGUCAAGAUGGUAAUACCAUUACAUUUCAAGUUAAUAUACCUUCAACUGCACCUGUCGGUUUGUGGAAUUGUUGGGUGCAAACAAAUCGUUUAGGGCAGCGGGAUAACCGUAACGAUUAUAAAUGCGAUGAAGAUAUUUAUAUCCUUUUUAAUCCUUGGUGUCGAGAAGAUACUGUUUACAUGGAGAAUGAUGAAUCUAAAAAAGAAUACGUUUUAAAAGAACAUGGAAAAUUGUGGUGUGGAACUUGGAGUCAACCCAUUGGCCGCAAGUGGAUCUUUGGACAGUUUGAUGAUGUGGUGCUGCCUGCCUGCAUAUAUCUUCUAGAGCGUAGUGGCUUAGAACAUUCAGAGCGAGGAAACCCAAUACGAAUUUGUAGGGCUAUUUCAUCUAUGAUAGACGCUAAUAAUGAUGAUGAUGGUUUGAUGGUGGGCCGGUAUGAUGGAGAAUAUAAAGAUGGAGUUGCUCCUCAUGCUUGGACUGGGUCCGUUGCUAUUCUUGAACGUUAUUUGACAGAUGGAGGUCGACCCGUUGAAUAUGGCCAAUGUUGGGUGUUUUCUGGAUUGGUUGUUACUAUUUGCCGAGCCUUAGGUAUCCCAUGUCGCUCCGUUACAAAUUAUGUAUCAGCUCAUGAUACAAACGGCACAUUUACAAUUGACAAAUUCUUUGAUAAAGAGGGUAAUGUAGUACCGAACGGACCUGACGAAGACUGCUAUGAUUCUUGUUGGAAUUUUCACGUUUGGAAUGAUGUUUGGAUGCAAAGACCUGAUCUUCCGCAAGGUUACGGAGGCUGGCAAAUAAUAGAUUCAACACCACAGGAAGGAGCCGAAUCGGUGUUUAAAUGUGGUCCUGCUAGUCUAGAAGCAGUCCGACGAGGUGAAGUCGGUUUUCAAUAUGACACUGCUUUUAUAUAUUCAGAAAUAAAUUCUGAACUAUGUCAUUUUCAACAAGAAGAUAACUCUCAGUGGGGUUUUGCCAGAGUGGCUUCUAAUCAAAACCAAGUCGGACGCAAACUUGUUACGAAGAAUCCUUCUGCCGAUGACGCGGAAGGCGAUAGUGAUUUACUCGAAAUAACGCAAGAAUAUAAGGCUUCCAAUGGAUCAGGCCCGGAUCGGCUUUCCGUUAUAGCAUCUUGUCGUGGAUUUCAACGUUUACAACAAUAUUACGAGAUGCCCAAUCAAAGCCAAGAUGAUGUAACAUUUGAUCUUAUGGAUAUUGAAGUUGUACCCUAUGGUCAACCAUUUGAUUGUUCGAUGAAUAUUCAGAAUAAAUCAACUGAGGACCGAACGAUACUAUGCAUACUAACUGCGUCUUCCUGUUACUACACUGGUGCGAUUGCAUCACGGUUAAGAAGAGCUCAAGGCGAGUUUAUCAUUCGUGCGGGACAGCGAGAAGUGCUAAAGCUGCAUGUUACACCUCAAGAAUAUAUGGAUAAGCUCGUCGAUCAUUCAAUGAUAAAGGUUCAUGCCAUGGCUUAUGUAAAUCAAACACAUCAGGCGUGGUCUGAUGAGGAUGAUUUUCCGUUGCAUAAGCCAAAACUACAAAUACAGGCUCGUGGUCAGCUGAGUGUCGGUCAAGAAAGUUCAUUGGUCUUCAGCUUCCAAAACCCCUUGACUGUACAUUUGACAGAAUGUUAUUUUACAUUUGAGGGUCCGGGAAUACAAAGGCCACGACAGGCUCGUAUUCGGGAUGUGAAGCCCGGAGAACUAGUUUCCUAUCAAGAUAAGGUUCUGCCUCAGCGUGAGGGCGAUAUUCACGUCGUUGCUACAUUUUCAUCUCGGCAAAUUGACGAGAUCUUUGGAAGUGCUGUUAUUAACGUGAAGGGCUAGCAAGAAACGGGGCCCAAAUCGCCUCCCGCGGUAAAUUGUUUGGGCCCUACCACACAUACGGUGCACAUCGAUGUCGAUUGUUCCUUCACGUCCUAUUUAAUGCCAGAGCAUCAUUUGUACGUAAGAGAAGCUGAUACUCUUAUAAAAACUGUAUGAACAAAUGAAUAUAGUAUUUUAUGGUGUCAACUGUCGAGUGUGCAAAUUUUAUAUUAGAAUUAUGUUAUACAUGUAAUAGUUAUUAUAUUAUGGAUUUUAAUACGACAUGGCUAUAUACAACGGUAAUCUGAUAAUAUUUACUGAAAAACACUGUGCAUUGUAAAAAAAAUUAUAAAAAAAAUGAGCACAUGAUAUGCACUUGGAUAAAGGUGGAGGGACGACGUUGGAACCGAAGUAACGUGCCAUUAUUAUAUAAGCAAUUUUUGCUAUUUCUGUGUGUGUUUUUAGCUACUUAUUGAUAUUUUAAAUGUUUUAUAUUAAGUAAUGUUUUACUGUCGCUCUUUGUAUGUUUGUGGCAAAUUAUAUAC